AUGCUUCAACCUCAGAGGACUGCUCAGGUGGCCUUGAGGGGCCUUUUCCUGCGACUUCCGUUUAGAUCUCUGUCAUCAGUUCCCUCUCGACCUUACUCGGCCAGUGUCCGCCAAACAGAAGCUCCCGUUGCGGAAGAGUCCUCCUCGACGACUUCGACGUUCGACCCAAGCAUUGCCUUUGCACCUCCUCCCACUCGCGACGAUUCCGGUGUGCUCCUUCGAUCAUACAAGCCCCGGACUCCCGGUAUCCGACAUUUAAGACGGCCGAUUAACGAUCACCUCUGGAAGGGACGACCGGUCCAGAAGUUGACAUUCCCUAAGCGAGGCCAAAGUAAGGGUGGUCGUAACAACAGCGGUAGGGUUACCGUCCGACACCGUGGUGGUGGCCAUAAGCGUCGUAUACGGAUUGUCGAUUUCGAGCGCGCCGCCCCCGGCCCACACCUUGUCGAACGCAUUGAACAUGAUCCCGGCCGAAGCGCCCAUAUUGCCCUUGUUCGCAGCCAGGAGACUCAACGGCUGACCUACAUUUUGGCGGCGGAUGGCAUGAGAGCAGGAGAUGUGGUGCAGAGCUACAUGCCCGGUAUUCCCGAAGACUUGUGGAAAAGCAUGGGAGGGGUUGUCGACCCUGGUGUUCUUGCGGCCAGAACCGCCUGGCGAGGAAACUGCCUGCCGUUACAUAUGAUCCCAGUUGGGACGCUGAUCUUCAACGUCGGCUUGCGUCCAGGUAAAGGUGGUCAACUGUGCCGAAGUGCCGGUACCUUUGCCACAGUUAUUGCUAAGGGCAGUAACACACAACAGUCCGCCCCGGUGGAGAGCCAAGAGGGCGAGGAUGGGUCAGAAGCAAAAAAGCCAAUGACGCAGCGCGAGAAACAGAAGCAGGAACGCAUCAUUCAGCAUGUCACUAUUCGUCUGCAAAGUGGCGAGGUUCGCUUGAUUCACAAGGACUGCUGUGCUACCGUUGGUGUUGCUAGCAACCCGAACUACCAGUACACCCAACUUGGAAAGGCUGGUAGAUCACGUUGGUUGAAUAUCCGUCCCACCGUGCGUGGCCUUGCUAUGAAUGCUAUGGAUCACCCUCAUGGUGGUGGACGAGGAAAGUCGAAGGGUAACGUUGAUCCAAAGAGUCCUUGGGGCCUUCCGGCGAAAUCUGGCUACAAGACCCGCCCUAAGUGGAAGAUUAAUAAGGCUGUUGUUGUCCCCAGAGUCCGCAACCAGGGUAAGCGUCGCAGAGGAUACAACUAA
Messenger RNA from Aspergillus ochraceoroseus IBT 24754, 1242 nucleotides. Its product is annotated as mitochondrial 54S ribosomal protein uL2m. The transcript is spliced from 2 exons. Bases 1 to 1242 code for a protein of 413 amino acids. Gene Ontology annotation, cellular component: ribosome. The record is from RefSeq and is a predicted model, not a curated record. NCBI's taxonomy places the organism in Eukaryota, Fungi, Ascomycota, Eurotiomycetes, Eurotiales, Aspergillaceae. Gene Ontology annotation, molecular function: RNA binding; structural constituent of ribosome. Gene Ontology annotation, biological process: cytoplasmic translation.